Molecule: messenger RNA, 313 nt
Organism: Staurois parvus
Lineage: Eukaryota; Metazoa; Chordata; Amphibia; Anura; Ranidae
Source: the annotation of a GenBank genome assembly
AUGUAUGUGAAAUGCUUUGAUACAGUAAUGUUUUACUAUGUGAUUUUAGUGAAUGUCACUUUUUGUCAUUUUCAAAUUCCCCGCCAUUCCGUCCCCUGUACGUCCCGACGUCGCAUGGAAUGGAACCCAGAAGACAGAUGUCAGCAUCCGCCGGAGGACAUUGCCGGGGACGCUGCAGGAGGGACAUCGCGCGGGAGCGCAGGACAAGGUAAGUGAAGAACAGAUCCUGGAGCAGCGCCGCAGGCUAUUCCCGAGUGUAGCUCGGGGUUCCCGCUUCUGCUACACUCGGGAAUACCGCCAGGGAGGCUGCUAA